AGGUCAAACUUCCACCGCUAGAUGGCGGUAGUUAAACAGUGACCAUAUGAAGGGCAGGAAAACCUCAGUGAGUAAGUCUCUUCUCUCUCAGUCCUCUACAGUGCUAAAGUGACCUCUGCCGCUAGUCGUUAGCCUGCGCGAAAACCAUGGCUCCUCCAGUUGCUGUGUCGCCUUUGAUCAAGGUUUGUGUUGCAGAACAUAAUAUUUAAAAUGUUGCUUUUGUGUCAUUGAAAAAUGACCCUUAUAAUAAUGUCAGUCUGCAGGCUACAGAGAGUGACGUGCUAACAUGCUAACUGUCAGCAAGGAGGCGUGCUAACAAACAAGUAAACGUCAUUUUGAAUCAUAUUCAAGUUUUGUGUGCAAACCAGCGGCUAUAUUGAAUAAAAUCACGCUGCAAUAACUUGUCAUAAUGCGCCUGUUGAACUUCAUUACGUGGUUUAAUGUACUUAAGAAGGAUCACCUUUGGGGAAGCUAACAGCUAAUGUAGCCUCAUAGAGGGACAAACCAUAAAACUAGUAUGGACCAGGUGUACAAACACAGAUUUCAAUCAAAUUAAAGACACCCUGUCAGUUCUGCUUAAACCCGAAUUAUAGUGAGAUUAUAGACUACUAUUAAAUACUGUUAAACGUGUGUCUAAAAGGUGUGUAGUUUGUGCCAUCGACGGUUUUCCAAAAAUUGUUGAAACUCUUAAUGAAGUUCAGUGGUCUGCAGUUUUCUGAAGUAACGCCGUCAGAUGUCCAGACCUAUCAGACCUAUCAGACUUUCUGGUUUAGAAAGAGGGUGACAAAAAUAACAUGUCCUUGCAUUUUUUACACAGAUACUUACUAGUGUGAUAGUAAGGCUUCCAUUAAUCUUGAUAUUUUUCCUUUACAGACGGCGAGGUACUCAGCUUUAAUUGCUGGCAUCAUCUAUGGCAAAAGAAGAUAUGGUGAGUUUUAACUGGUCAUCAUUUCUGGGAUAUACUACAAAGAUAAAACCAAUUCCAUUUCCUCAUACGCUUUAACAGUAAAUUGAAUUCUGCUGCAGAGAAAAUGUGAAACUUGUUAUCAAGUAUAUUGACAUGAGUGGUGACGCUUCUUUAGGACUUGAAAAAUCUAAUGAGAUCAUGAACUAAAAGGUUCUGUGCUGUAAUUUUGAAUGCCUGUACCUGGGGGUAGGUAUCAAAUGAGGGUCUUUAUGGUAUCUCCUCUGCUAAUAUUGGCAGUGAGGGAUGUAUUUGACUUUUUAAAUAAGACAGAAUGAGAUUUUUCUGGAUAAAAACACCGCUAAAACAUGUGCAGGACAAAACCAGCACAGACGUCAGAGAUGAGGUUUUACCCGCAGAGGGUGCCAAAGUUGACACAAAGUUCCUCACAGGAGAUUUAAACAUCCUAUUUUAGAAAGAUAUGUUAAAGUGUGUAUAUGUGUAAUUACAAAUAUUGCAUUUUUGCAUCUUUAAAGACGAUGUGCUGUGUAAACACAUCUUUUUAAUAUUCAUCUGUUGUGUAUUUAGAUCACCUGAAGCCUAUCGCCGCAGAGGAGAGGAAGAUCGAAGAGGAGGAGAAAAAGGCUCGGGAGGAGAGGGAGCGCAUUGCCAAGCAGUUAGCAGAAGGUAACCUCGCUCUGUAAUUGGAUUUGGUCUUCAGUUUGCAAACACUCACCUGCAUGCACCCCAGCUUACAGCAAACAGACUCAUUAAAAGCUAAACUGUUAUUUGUUUUUUAUAUUUAUGUUGUUUGGUCUCUUUACAGCAAAUGAAGACACCAUCCUCAAGUAAAGCUGGAGUGUUGUGAGGAUUUCCAUGUGCAGUUCCCGACCUCUCCUUCCUUUUCCUGGAGCAACACAGCAAAGUCACGACCAGUCUAACACCCCUGUGCGGCAUUGUGUUUGUUACCUCUGUUAAUACAACACCUCUCUGGACCACUCAGUGACUUUGAGUUAUUUACACAGUAUGAAAUAAGGCUCCUGAGUUCAGCAUUGUAAUCCUGCAGAAUCAGCCACUCUCAUAAAUUAUUAAGUUCAUAUUUGUAAUAAAGAAUCUCUAAAUACAGAAAUACAUGAUUUACAUGAACAUUGUAGUUGGUCUUUAAUUCCUGACACCUGAUCUCUGUUUUUCUUUUGAUGCUGGUUAUGAAAUGACAGAUGUAUUAAAAGAACAAAACUUA
Molecule: messenger RNA, 2144 nt
Organism: Xyrichtys novacula (pearly razorfish)
Lineage: Eukaryota; Metazoa; Chordata; Actinopteri; Labriformes; Labridae
Source: the annotation of a GenBank genome assembly